Molecule: messenger RNA, 2841 nt
Organism: Poeciliopsis prolifica (blackstripe livebearer)
Lineage: Eukaryota; Metazoa; Chordata; Actinopteri; Cyprinodontiformes; Poeciliidae
Product: death-associated protein kinase 3-like
Exons: 9
Coding region: 121-1605 (494 amino acids)
Biological process (GO): intracellular signal transduction; positive regulation of apoptotic process; protein phosphorylation
Cellular component (GO): cytoplasm; nucleus
Molecular function (GO): ATP binding; protein serine/threonine kinase activity
Source: RefSeq, a predicted model, not a curated record
UCUGGUACGGAGUUCGGAGGUGACUUCAGUGUUCGCGUUUGGAGCAGAGCAGACAGACCAGGGGGACAUUCUGGACCGGUGAACAGAAGCAGUUUUAUUUUAUAAAGAAAAGCUGCAGCCAUGGAUUCAUUCAAGCAGCAGAAUGUGGAGGAUUUCUAUGAGAUUGGAGAAGAACUGGGCAGCGGCCAAUUUGCCAUCGUGAAGCAAUGCAGAGAGAGAAGCUCGGGUCUGGACUACGCCGCCAAGUUCAUCAAGAAGCGGCAGAGCUUGGCGAGCUCCCGGGGCGUCCGGCGGGACGACAUCGAGCGGGAGGUGACCAUCCUGCAGCAGGUCCAGCACCCUAACAUCGUCACUCUGCACGACGUCUACGAGAAUCGCACCGACGUGGUGCUCAUCCUGGAGCUGGUCUCUGGCGGUGAGCUCUUUGACUUCCUGGCCCAGAAGGAGUCUCUGAUUGAGGAGGAGGCCACUCAGUUCAUCCAGCAGAUCCUGGAAGGAGUGAACUACCUCCACACCAGGAAGAUCGCCCACUUUGACCUGAAGCCAGAGAACAUAAUGCUCCUGGAUAAGAACGUGGCGCUGCCCAGGAUCAAGAUCAUUGACUUCGGCCUCGCCCACACCAUCGAAGCCGGCGUCGAGUUCAAGAACAUCUUGGGAACGCCGGAGUUCGUAGCUCCAGAGAUCGUGAACUACGAGCCGCUGGGGCUGGAGGCGGACAUGUGGAGCGUCGGAGUGAUCACCUACAUCCUGCUGAGCGGGGCGUCUCCGUUCCUGGGGGAGACCAAGCAGGACACGCUGGGGAACAUCUCCGCUGUCAACUACGAGUUCGACGAGGAGUUCUUCGGUCACACCAGCGACCUGGCCAAGAAGUUCAUCAGCCAGCUGCUGGAGAAAGACAAGAGGAAGAGGUUAACAAUUCAGGAUGCUCUCAACCACCCGUGGAUUAAGUCCAACGAGCUCAAAGAGGAGAAUAAAACCCAAGAGCCAAAGAAAUGGGAACGCCGCCAGCUGAAGACUAAACGUCUGAGGGAAUACACCAUCAAGUGCCACUCCAGCAUGCCGCCCAACAACACCUACGUGAACUUUGAGCGCUUUGCUCAGGUGGUGGAGGACAUCGACCAGAUGGAGGGCUCCUUUUUCAGCCUGGCGGCGGCCCACGACUCCCUGCAAGAGGACAUCGACGCCUUGGUCUCCAUUUACAACGAGAAGGAGGCCUGGUACAAGGAGGAGAGCGAGGCCGUGCGGCACGAGCUCUCCCAAAUCCGCUACGAGUUCCGGAAGGUGGAGGCCUCCAAGAGGAGCCUGCAGGACGACAUGCAGGCCUUCAGCUGCGGCCUGGCCGCCGUCACUGAGCGCUUCCGGGAGAGGCAGGGCCACUUCGACGCCCUGCAGCUGGAGCUCAGCAACGAGCUGAAGUGGGUGCAGGAGGCGGUGGGCUCCCUCCCAGCAGAUGGAGGAGGUGGAGGCUAUCCCAACUGCAGCUUCACCACCGUUUUCAACAACGACGUGAACGAAGCUCUCAAGGAGCUGCUCAGCCGCUCCUGCGGAGGAGAACUGCUGUCCGGAAUCAACCUGGACCUCACCGAGACCGGGCAGCAGCGCUAAAAACACAGAUCUGGGUCCGGGAGGAGGUUGGGUCCAGAGCCCUUCCUUCUUUCUUUUCUUCCUCCUCAUUAUUUUUUACUGUAUAAUGGACUCAGCAGAUCCAGAACUGUGUGAAGUUGGUUCUGAUUUUGGGUGGAACCUUCAGUUGAACAUGUAGGACCUCUGUUGAUGAGACGCACUUCGGCCUAAUGCUGAGGUUGCGACAUCAUCACACUCUUACCCCUCUUUAGCACUCCGGUCCAUCACUGCAGCAUUUCUGAUCCUGCCUCGCCUCUACUUUCACUAAUGACCCGCUGGGCCUUCCUCAGAACCUCUGGGAAUCAGAACCACAGAUCCAAACAGGAUAGCAGACUGUUGGCCAGGCUCAUUCCCAGAGAUGCAGCAGGAAAUGCAAGGGUCUAGUUAAAGUUUUCAGCAGAAGGAGAACUUUGUGGUUUCCAUCAGUUAUUGCAGGAAAAACAUGUUCAAAUGUCAAUAGGAGCUUCUGACUCCUUUAAAGAAUAGGGAGAGUAUUUGUUAGCUAACGCUAACGCUAACAAAUACUCCGUCAGAUAACGCUAAUAAUCAGUUUGUUAGCUAACGCUAAUAAUCAGUUUGUUAUCUAAUGCUAAUAAUCAGUUUGUUAUCUAAUGCUAAUAAUCAGUUUGUUAGCUAACACUGAUAAUCAGUUUGUUAGCUAACGCUAAUAAUCAGUUUGUUAGCUAACGCUAAUAAUCAGUUUGUUAUCUAACACUAAUAAUCAGUUUGUUAGCUAACGCUGAUAAUCAGUUUGUUAGCUAACACUAAUAAUCAGUUUGUUAGCUAACACUGAUAAUCAGUUUGUUAGCUAACACUAAUAAUCAGUUUGUUAGCUAACGCUAAUAAUCAGUUUGUUAGCUAACACUAAUAAUCAGUUUGUUAGCUAACACUGAUAAUCAGUUUGUUAGCUAACGCUAAUAAUCAGUUUGUUAUCUAAUGCUAAUAAUCAGUUUGUUAUCUAACACUAAUAAUCAGUUUGUUAGCUAACACUAAUAAUCAGUUUGUUAGCUAACGCUGAUAAUCAGUUUGUUAGCUAACACUAAUAAUCAGUUUGUUAGCUAACACUAAUAAUCAGUUUGUUAGCUAACGCUAAUAAUCAGUUUGUUAUCUAAUGCUAAUAAUCAGUUUGUUAGCUAACACUGAUAAUCAGUUUGUUAGCUAACGCUAAUAAUCAGUUUGUUAGCUAACACUAAUAAUCAGUUUGUUAGCUAACGCUGA